Molecule: messenger RNA, 540 nt
Organism: Ostreococcus tauri
Lineage: Eukaryota; Viridiplantae; Chlorophyta; Mamiellophyceae; Mamiellales; Bathycoccaceae
Product: tRNA (cytidine/uridine-2'-O-)-methyltransferase
Exons: 1
Coding region: 1-540 (179 amino acids)
Biological process (GO): wobble position uridine ribose methylation; wobble position cytosine ribose methylation
Molecular function (GO): RNA methyltransferase activity; RNA binding
Source: RefSeq, a predicted model, not a curated record
AUGGCGAUGGCGACGCGCGUGCGCGCGAUGGAGACGGCGACGACGACGCAGAGGGAUGAUCUCGCGGUCGUCCUCGUGGAGCCGCGAAUUCCUGGGAACACCGGGUGCGUGGCGCGGUCGUGCGCGGCGGCGCGGGUGCCGCUGCACCUGGUGGACCCGUUGUUCGAGCUGGACGACGCGCGGUUGAAGCGCGCGGGGUUGGAUUACUGGAAAUCGGUGUGCGUCAGGGUGCAUCCGUCGUGGGAAGCGUUUUAUGCGUACUGGAGGGGGGUGGAGACGACGGAGAAGCGUUUGGUUGGGUUUUCGAAACUCGGCGCGCGACCGCACGCGGAGACGGGCGCGUACCGACGGGGGGACUGGUUGUUAUUCGGAUCGGAGGAUAAAGGGUUGAGAGAGGAUGCCAUGGAAGCGUGUCGACAGAGCGGCGGGAUUCGUCGAAUUCCGAUCGACGAGACGCACGUGAGAAGCUUGAACCUGAGCGUCUCCGCGGGUAUAGGCAUUUACGAGGCGCUUCGACAGCUCGACGGUCCGCCGGUUUGA